Messenger RNA from Onychomys torridus (southern grasshopper mouse), 747 nucleotides. RefSeq lists its product as uncharacterized. NCBI's taxonomy places the organism in Eukaryota, Metazoa, Chordata, Mammalia, Rodentia, Cricetidae. Gene Ontology annotation, biological process: phagocytosis, engulfment; B cell receptor signaling pathway; phagocytosis, recognition. The transcript has 4 exons. Gene Ontology annotation, molecular function: antigen binding; immunoglobulin receptor binding. Gene Ontology annotation, cellular component: external side of plasma membrane; blood microparticle; immunoglobulin complex, circulating. The coding region runs from base 31 to 747 and encodes 238 amino acids. The record is from RefSeq and is a predicted model, not a curated record.
GUGACGAUUACUGAACACAGAACUCUCGCCAUGGGUUUGAGGCUGAUUUGGGUUUUCAUUGUUGCUCUUUUAGAAGGUGUUCAAUGUGAGGUGCAGCUUGUGGAGACUGGGGGUGGCCUGCUGCAGCCUGGGGCAGCCCUGAGGCUCUCCUGUGCAGCCUCUGGAUUCACAUUCAGUGACUACUGGAUGUAUUGGGUACGACAGGCUCCAGGGAAGGGGCUGGAAUGGAUUGGACGAAUUUCACCAAACGGUGGUACCACAGACUAUGUACCAUCCUUGAAGGAUCGAUUAACUGUCUCCAGAGACAACACCAAACAAACUCUGCACCUGCAAAUGAACAGUGUGAAAUCUGAGGACACCGCCACUUAUUACUGUACAAAACGCACAGUGAGGGGACUUCAAUGUGAACCCAGACAUAAACCUCAUUGUGUGGCUUAUCACGGCCACCAGGGGGCGCACAGCACACAGAAAACAGAUUCAGCCAAGGAGAUUAUGUACUCUCAGAUAAAGCCAACAAGUUGUAUGAACAAGACUCUGUGCCUAGAAAACCCAAUUUGUUUCCUAUCUGACCUGGCUCCAACACUGCCGGAGGUGGCAUAUGAAAAGCCUGAUGUGUUGCCAGUGGAAUCCGUGCUGGAGCUAAGACCUGGAAUCAGCCGAGAGGCCUAUCAGCUGAUGAAUGGACGAAAAGAUGUGGUUGAAGCCUGUCUUCAGUUCUAUGGAGAAAGCUGCCUGACUCUAUUUUAG